UGUCAUAAGAAAAAAGGUUCUCAAAAUAUCAGACCAAAAUUAACAGAAAAGUUUUCCUAGUCUCUCCUCCAUAGCUACAAAUACUUAAAAGAAAAGUUUUCACCAACAAUCAAGAGGAACGAAUAUGGCAAUUGCAGCGAGAGUUGCUUCGACACAGCUGCCUUUAACUUCUUCAGCUCUUAAAGCAUCGCCAAUCCACGCGGCGGCCACUGUACUGUCGUCUUCUUCUUCUCCUUCUCCGACAAGAUACGGAGGUGCACAACCGCCAGCCACCGCCAGGGCAGCCGAGUAUGCGAUCUCCAAAGUUGAUGACUUGAUGAAUUGGGCUCGUCGCGGGUCCAUUUGGCCCAUGACCUUCGGCCUUGCUUGCUGUGCCGUUGAGAUGAUGCACACUGGGGCUUCCAGGUACGAUCUGGAUCGCUUUGGGAUUAUUUUCAGGCCCAGCCCAAGACAAUCUGACUGCAUGAUCGUCGCUGGUACUCUUACCAAUAAGAUGGCUCCAGCGCUCCGCAGGGUGUAUGAUCAGAUGCCUGAGCCAAGGUGGGUGAUAUCAAUGGGGAGCUGUGCAAACGGUGGGGGAUACUAUCACUAUUCCUACUCGGUGGUGAGGGGAUGUGAUAGAAUUGUGCCGGUCGACAUAUACGUGCCCGGGUGCCCCCCAACUGCCGAAGCUUUACUGUAUGGGAUUCUGCAGCUCCAGAAGAAAAUUAAUCGGAGGAAAGAUUUCCUUCAUUGGUGGACCGAGUAGUGAGUAAUUCGUAAAGAUGGAGAAUCACUCUUCCAUGAUUGUCCAGGACCAAAAACCUGUCAGGGUUUUUGAAUCCUGUGGAAUAGAACCACCACCGAUCUUAGCUAUUUUGCUUUGAUGUUUAAUGUAAAAUAUUCGUGUGGUUUUCGGCUGUGUCCUGAAACUUGUAGCGGGCCAUUAUCUUCUAUGGAGCAGUCUUGAAGAGAGAGGUUUCGUCUAC
This is a messenger RNA of Coffea arabica (coffee), 968 nucleotides long. Its product is annotated as NADH dehydrogenase [ubiquinone] iron-sulfur protein 7, mitochondrial. The record is from RefSeq and is a predicted model, not a curated record. NCBI's taxonomy places the organism in Eukaryota, Viridiplantae, Streptophyta, Magnoliopsida, Gentianales, Rubiaceae. Gene Ontology annotation, cellular component: respiratory chain complex I. Gene Ontology annotation, biological process: electron transport coupled proton transport; mitochondrial respiratory chain complex I assembly; aerobic respiration. Gene Ontology annotation, molecular function: quinone binding; NADH dehydrogenase (ubiquinone) activity; 4 iron, 4 sulfur cluster binding.